Sitophilus oryzae (rice weevil) is the source of this 3101-nucleotide messenger RNA. RefSeq lists its product as uncharacterized. The coding region runs from base 618 to 3101 and encodes 827 amino acids. Lineage: Eukaryota; Metazoa; Arthropoda; Insecta; Coleoptera; Curculionidae. The record is from RefSeq and is a predicted model, not a curated record. The transcript is spliced from 7 exons. Gene Ontology annotation, molecular function: nucleic acid binding.
UAUAUACAAGGUGUUAAUGAAAAACAAACGCUUUACAUCAUAGAUUGUUUUUUCACACCCGGUAUAUAUUCCAAAAAAAAAAAUCUUUCCAUGUUUUAACACAGAUGAUAAUUUUAACGUUUGACGAUUGAGUUUUAAUUAAUAAUGCCUUUUGGGUAUUCAUAAAUAAUAAUAAUAUUUAUUUAAACGGUAAAAAUAAAUCAAACUUGAUUUAUCCAUAACGAUAUGAUGAGAGCGAUGUGAACAAGACAAUGGUUUACAGUAAAAUGAUCUAAUACUUCAAUCUUUACGGCUUCCUCUCAUGAUGUCAUGCUUUUGUUUUUCUAGAAGAUGAAUUAUUGUGAUAAAUAUUUAAGUAAAAUAAAAUAAAUCAAACUUGGUGAAAAAUACAUUGUGCAACAUUUAUUCCUUAUCGGAGUUUGCGGUCGGUAUUAUUUUUAAUCGGACUUUGCAGCUUCCGGUAUGACGACUAUGAUAUCACGCGUUUGUUUUUCUAGAUUGCGGUUUCCGUUUCCGUUUCCGGCCUAGCAUUGUACCCAGCAAACAACUCGCAAUUCACGUCAGUCUCUACUUGCCUCUCGUCGAAAUUAGUCGUUUCACUGUGAAAAAUAAAAAAAAUGUUUCUGUGCAGCACUUGUGGGGAAUUGUUUUCCUAUAAAAGGAAUUUGACAAGACAUGCGAAGACUUGUAAUGCCAAUGAAAUCCAAACUGCCACGCCCCAAACCAGCGUGGACGAGGGUGCUAGCCUUAGUAAACAUAUGUGCCAAAAAUGUUUGAAAUCCUUUAGCAGAAGUGAUAGUUUAGGCAGGCAUAUGAAGAUUUGUAAAGGAGCCCCUAAUGUCAAUCAGCCUGAACCAAAAAAUUUAGAGAAGACCUCCCUAAAAAGGACGAGCUCUGCCACUAACAUCAAUCAGGUAGAGCCAGAGUCUUCGGUGCCAAAGAGAGCUAGACUUGGUUUCAAUAACGAACACUUGGUAAUGCAGGAGGAAGGUGUUUACUUAGUUAAUACCUCUUACAAAAACCGAAUUGCUACAUACCGACUUUUAUCGAAAAAAGAUCCUAUCAGCGUUAAUGAUUUUUUAGCUAAUCUCCGCGAAAAAAUUAUUGCGUUGGUAAGGUGCCAAAUCGAAAGAUUUGGCAAUGUGAAAGUCGGUAUGGAGCUUUUCGGUCGUUUCCUCCUGCAGACAAAGGAGGUAGAGGAGACCAAGUCCUUUGGCUCUAGGUUCAGGGGAGCAAGUCAGGGCACCGAUUUGGAGGAGUUGUUUGAUCAGUUCACCACUAUCAUUAAGCGGAGAUUCCAGGAGUUCAAUGAAAAAGAUAGUGGUUGGACUCUUCAGCAACUCCUUCACGUAGAUGUAAGGGUAAAUAAAAUCAACCCACUAAAAGCCUCAUCUUAUAUACCAUUACCGAAGGAAAUAGAAGCGAAAAGGGCUGUGUUGAACAUACAAAACACUGACCAGAAAUGUUUUGUAUGGUCGGUUUUAGCCGCCUUUCACCCAGUUCAUUGGACUCAGAACGCUAACAGAGUCCUGAAUUACCACCCAUUUGAACAGGAAUUGGAUGUGACAGGUAUAGAUUUUCCGAUAUCCUUAAAACAAAUUUCAAAAUUCGAACAACUCAAUAAUAUUUCUAUUAAUGUUUAUGGACUCGAGAAGGGUUAUAAACAUGAUAGGAAUAUUAUUGAAGUUGUUGGUCCUUUGUAUUUUACUAGAUCUCAUAAGGCAGAUAGACAUGUGAAUUUGUUAUUAAUCAGUGAUGAUUCUGGCAAUAAUCAUUAUUGUUUAAUAAGAAAUAUGUCUCGCCUAAUCUCACAGCAGCUUUCUGCUAAAAAAGUUGCUAAAUACUUGUGUGAUGGUUGCUUGGUUUAUUUUUCUUCAGAUAUUAAAUUAGAAAAUCAAAAAUACGAUUGUGGUCAUGUUGUAGUUGAAACUCCUUCGGUUAAUUUAAAGAAAAAUAAAUAUGGUGAAAACAUUCCCGAGAAUAUCCUUAAAUUUACGAAUUUCGAACGAAAAUUAAAAGUACCUUUUGUUGUAUACGCUGAUUUUGAAACUAUUUUGGAACAUAUACAAACAGAGCAAAACGAGCUGGAUCCUGAAAUUUCCUAUACGGUGAAAACACACCAACACGUUCCUUAUUCUUUUGCCUAUUACAUUAAAUGCGAUUUUGAUAAUUCUCAGUCGAUUUUCAAGACUUUUAGAGGACCUGAUGCACAUAAAGUUUUCAUAGAUUGGUUAGAGACUGAUUGUAAAUCAAUCUACAAUCGAUUUAUGAAAAAUAUUGUAUCCAUGUCUCCUCUCAGUAGUGUACAAGAAGCCGAGUUUUAUCAGAUGACGCAUUGUCAUAUUUGCGAAUCUCCUUUUAAUGUGGAAGAUGACAGAGUAAGGGACCACUGUCAUCUGACAGGGAAUUAUCGAGGUGCGGCUCACUCUGUUUGUAAUCUAAAUUUUAAAGUACCUAAUUUUAUUCCUGUGUUCUUCCACAACAUGUCAAAUUUUGACAGUCAUCUUUUUAUAAAAGAAUUGGCUGUGGAGGAAGAACGAUUGGACGUCAUCCCCCAAAACAAAGAAAGAUAUAUUUCUUUUACAAAAUAUAUUAUGGUGGGGGAUGACGGCAAUAACCAGGAAAAGCGACAACAAAAGUUAUUUUUAAAAUUAAGAUUUUUGGAUAGUUUUCGAUUUAUGGCCUCCAGCCUGGAUAAGUUAAGUCAAAAUUUAACAUCACAGCAGUGUCGCGAGGUUAGAAAGUAUUUCCCUAACGAAGAAGAAUUUAAGGUUAUUCGUAUGAAGGGUGUUUUCCCAUAUUCGUACGUAGAUUCUUUUUCCAAAUUAGACGAUACCAAGCUUCCACCCAUUGAUGGUUUCUAUAACGAGCUUAGAAAAGAAGCCAUCAAACAAGGAGAUUACGAGCGUGCAUUGAACGUAUGGAAUUUAUUUAAAUGUCAAACUUUAGGCGAAUAUUCAGAUAUAUAUUUAAAAUCCGACGUACUAUUAUUAACUGAUGUUUUUGAGAAUUUUAGAGAGGUGUGUCUACAAACAUACGGUCUAGAUCCUUCCGGGACCGGUUCCUCAUCCAAAUACCAACUUAAACUUUUUUGUAUGUGA